UAACCAUGGUUAGGGAGAGUGGAGAGAUGAUCGAGUGGUGUACGGCUUCUCUGUCUUUCUUAUUCCGUGCGUUUAUACUAUAUACAGCACCGACGCUGUGGAAAUAAGAGUCGAUCGUCUUCUCUCUCUUUUCUCAGAGGAUCUGAAACCGACUCUCCGGUGGAUUUUCGCCGGAUCUGGUCGGAAACUUACUGCAAAUCCAUCGAACCCAAGUUGCCAGUGGUGGUUUCUGUUUGGAGAUCAUAGGUACCUCUUUGUCUGGUUCUUUCUCUCAGUUUCUUCGUCGACGGACGGUUGUAAUUUUAGGUUCGGUUUCGCGUCCAAGAUCGAAACGAGGAUUGGUUUCGUGAGGGAAUGUAUGAAGAAUGCUUAGCAUUUUAGAGGUCCUAAGUGAGUAAAGGAUAACUGUUGAGUUAUUCUUUUAUUUUUUUUGUUAUCGUUUGUUGGAAAGAAGUUGGAUUCAGUAGGGAAGUGUAGGGGUAGGAUUCUUGUUCUCUCUUUCCUUUCACCUUUUCCUAUCGUUCCACAGUAUAGAAUUCUUUGGGUAGGGUGAUUCGUAUGGUCUGGGAUUUUGCUUUGUUUUUGCGUCUAGGAUUUGAGCAUUUUUGUGAGAUAAGAUUUGAGAGGAAAGGAGUUGAGCUGCAGAGAAUAGCGAUUUGAAGGGAGUUUUAAACUUAAUUAAAGAGUGUUUGAGGGUUUUCGAUCAUUUUUUCAAUAAUGCAUUGAUAGAAAUCGAAGAAGUUUCUGCAGUUUCGAGGCGAUUCGGCUUAUGUUUAUUUAUAGGAGUUUGAGAAUCGUCGUCUUGUUUUGUGAGAAGAGUGGCAGCUAUUAACAGUAGAUUGAUCAAUUUUUCACCUACUCAGUAGUUGCUUUCGUCUUUAUUUAAGACAUUUAGUCAUUUAGAUCACACAUCGGCGAAGGGGUGAUCGGCCGAAUCGAAUCUGCAGUUUCUUCUUCUUUUUGCUUAAAGACGACAUUGUUGUCUUCCACCUACCCUUUCGUCGAUUACGAUAUUUGUGCUGGAUACGGCAGUGGAAGUCAUAUCGCAAUAGAGAGGUUUCUAAUGGAUUAGGAGGGCUGAGUUCAAGCUUCUAUAUGGGGUUGAAGAAUUGUGAAGAUCGAUUUCACGAUGUGCAGAUUUGAGGAAUCUGAGAACAAAUCGGAUUACGGGGUGGAGAAGAAGGAGGAAGGGAGACGGUGGCAGAUGGGCUUCAAGUAUCUAGGAGAGAGUAAAGUUGAGAAAACGAAGAGUUCUGUGAUGCCUCGUUCGUGCAUGAAGCUAUGGAUGAUCCGGGCGACCACUACAUUAUUGCUCUGGACUUGCGUUGUUCAGUUGACGGCACUGGGGGAAAUGUGGGGGCCGAGGGUUUUGAAGGGUUGGCCGUCUUGCUUUACCCCGGGUUCUCGUUUGGCCGCAGAAAUAUCUUCAGCUCCUGCAAAAAUUUUAUUGCCGCCCAAAAGGUUUUACAAGAACAAUGGUUAUCUGAUGGUUUCAUGCAAUGGAGGACUUAAUCAGAUGCGGUCAGCGAUAUGUGACAUGGUUGCAAUUGCAAGAUAUUUGAAUGUUACACUUAUUGUGCCUGAGUUGGAUAAAGCCUCCUUCUGGAAUGAUCCCAGUGAAUUCCAGGACAUAUUUGAUGUGGAUCAUUUCAUUACAUCCUUGAGAGGUGAGGUUCGGAUUUUGAAAGAACUUCCGCCUAGGCUUAAGAGAAGAGUGGAGCUAGGAAGGGUACACUCAAUGCCACCCAUUAGUUGGUCUAACAUUUCAUACUAUCUGUAUCAGAUUCUUCCUCUGAUACAGAAGUACAAGGUUUUGCAUUUAAACAAAACUGAUUCUCGACUUGCUAAUAAUGGUCUACCAAUAGAUAUUCAGAAGUUGCGUUGCCGAGUAAAUUUCAAUGCUUUGCGAUUCACUCCUCAGAUAGAGGAAUUGGGUAGAAGAGUUAUAAGGCUUCUGAGGCAAAGGGGUGCUUUCUUAGUCCUACAUCUACGAUAUGAAAUGGAUAUGCUAGCUUUCUCUGGAUGUACUCAGGGUUGCAACGAUGAUGAGGUAGAAGAGUUGACAAGAAUGAGAUAUGCUUAUCCUUGGUGGAAAGAAAAAGUGAUAAACUCUGACCUGAAAAGGAAAGAUGGUUUGUGCCCUCUUACUCCCGAGGAAACUGGUCUUAUACUGAGGGCAUUGGAUGUUGAUCGAGAUAUUCAGAUUUAUAUUGCUGCUGGAGAAAUAUAUGGUGGAGAAAGGAGGAUGGCAAGUCUCAGGGCAGCAUAUCCAAAUUUGGUCAGGAAAGAGACGUUGUUGGAAUCUUCGGAUCUUAGGUUUUUUCAGAACCACUCCUCUCAAAUGGCUGCAUUGGACUAUCUGGUUUCUCUUCAAAGUGAUAUCUUUGUUCCUACUUACGAUGGAAAUAUGGCAAAAGUUGUUGAAGGCCAUCGCAGAUUCUUGGGGUUCAAGAAGACAAUUCUAUUGGACAGGAAGCUUUUAGUUGAUUUGAUAGACCAAUACAAUGAUGGAUUACUGGGGUGGGAGAAAUUCUCUUCUUUAGUGAAAGAAGUUCAUUUAAAUCGAAUGGGGAACCCAACUAAAAGAGUUGUGAUUCCUGAUAGACCCAAAGAAGAGGAUUAUUUCUAUGCGAAUCCAGAAGAGUGUUUUCAAAGUGUUGAACCAUUGGAUAGCAUUUGAUCUUUACCUUGAGCAGGAGAUUGUCACAUUCAAUUGUCAUCCCCGCCUUUCUGGCCAUUCUUUCAAGAUUAAUGAUUCAGUUCCUUGUGCGAGAGAGGUAUAAAAGUGGAGAUGGUUUAUCAUUCAUGGAAGCACGAAAGAUAAUGUAGGGGGCAAUAGGUGCUUCGAUGAAGUUCUUUACAGAAGCAGCUGCUUGAUAUUUAUAUAUAUAUAUAUAUAUAUAUAUUUCAUAUUCACAAAUAAUACAAUUCUUGUAUAGACAUCACCCUUCCAUUGCAGGGUAAUAGCCAGAUCAGCUGCAGUGUACAACAAAUGGCUGAACUUUUUAGUGAGACUCGGGGGAUCCAUUCAAGCUCAGCCAAUCUUCCUUUACGGCUUGUAUUCUUUUUGGACUUAAAAGUCGUUGCAGGUUCUUGUUUUCAUCUCAUUCUGAAUUUUCUCAGUUUGGUGAUGGCUGAAUUUUUUGCACCAGAGGGAUUAUGAAAGUUGUACAUGCUUUGAUACUCUUGGCAAUAGAGGGAAUGAUACUGUUUCAACGAUGAA
Macadamia integrifolia is the source of this 3223-nucleotide messenger RNA. RefSeq names its product rhamnogalacturonan I rhamnosyltransferase 1-like. Gene Ontology annotation, cellular component: cytoplasm. Lineage: Eukaryota; Viridiplantae; Streptophyta; Magnoliopsida; Proteales; Proteaceae. The record is from RefSeq and is a predicted model, not a curated record. Bases 1130 to 2680 code for a protein of 516 amino acids. The transcript is spliced from 8 exons.